AUGGCGAUAUAUAUAUUAGAGAGAUGGCGAUACUGUUUUAACUUAUACACACACAUUCUAGAUAGCUAUAUCUAUAUCUAUAUUGAUAUCCAUAUAGAUAUAUAUAAUCGAGUUAUGCAACACAAUAUGGAUUCGUUCUCCAAAGCAGAUCUGGAAAAGAUCGUUACUCGUGAGGACUAUAAUCAGGCAUCACCAACUCUUUCAAGAGAAUCUUCAACUACAACACAGCCACGUCAAAGAUUAGUUCAUAGAUUUAUCGAUUCCUUUAAACCCCCACUAGAUAAUGACCCGAAUAAUACUGAAAGUAUCGAUGAAGAUGAACUAGAGCCUCGUCAAAAAUUGAAAAAGACAAUGAAAUCUCGUCAUGUCGUUAUGAUGACCCUAGGGACAGGUAUUGGUACAGGUCUAUUGAUCGCUAACGCCAAGGGUCUUUAUUUCGGUGGUCCAGCGUCUCUAGUUAUAGGUUAUGGUCUUGUCUCCUUUGUUACAUACAUUGUUAUUCAAGCCGCAGGUGAAAUGGCUGUCGCUUACCCGACUUUACCAGGUAAUUUCAACACUUAUAUGUCAACUUUUAUAUCGAGACCUUAUGGUUUUGCAACAGUUUGGUUAUAUUCCGUUCAAUGGUUAACCGUUUUACCAUUAGAAUUGAUUUCUGCAACAAUUACUAUUAAAUAUUGGACCACGAGUGUUGAUCCAGAUGUAUUUGUUGUAAUCAUUUAUGUCGUUUUAAUUUUUAUUCAUUUAUUUGGUGUGGAAGCUUAUGGUGAAACCGAAUUCCUGUUCAAUGCUUGUAAGAUUCUUAUGAUUGCAGGGUUUAUCAUUUUAUCUAUUGUAAUCAAUUGUGGUGGUGCUGGGAAUGAUGGUUAUAUUGGAGGUAAGUAUUGGCAUGAUCCGGGUGCUUUCGCUAGUGAUUCAGGCGCUCAACGUUUAAAAUCGAUUUGUUACACUCUAGUCACAGGUUAUUUCUCAUAUGGUGGUACUGAGUUGUUUGUUUUAUCUGUAGCAGAACAAGAAAAUCCAAGAAAAUCAACACCAAUCGCAGCUAAACAAUCAAUUUAUCGUAUUUUAGUAAUUUAUCUAUUGACAAUGAUUUUAAUCGGUUUCAACGUUCCUCGUGAUUCUUCAGAAUUAAUGGGUUCUUCAAAUUCUCAAACUCAUGCUUCUCCAUACGUGUUAGCUGCAUCCAUUCAUGGUGUUAGAGUCGUACCACAUUUCAUUAAUGCAGUCAUCUUAAUUUCAAUGAUCUCUGUGGCAAACUCUUCAUUAUAUGCAGGUCCUAGACUGUUAGCAUCUUUAGCAGAACAAGGUUACGGUCCAAGUUUUAUGAAAUAUAUCGACAGAAAUGGUAGACCACUAUAUGCAUUAUUAAUUUCUAUCCUAUUUGGUGUCAUUGGAUUUGCUUCUUCUUCAACAAAGGAAGAACAAGUCUUCACUUGGUUAGCCGCAAUUUCAGGUUUAUCAGAAUUAUUCACUUGGGGUGGGAUUAUGUUAUCUCAUUGGAGAUUUAGAUUAGCCAUGCAUGCCCAAGGUAAAGAUCUUGGAGAAUUAGGUUAUAAAGCUAACACAGGUGUUUUUGGCUCAAUGUAUGGUGUAUUUUUCACAUUCUUAGUCUUCAUUGCACAAUUUUGGGUUGCUUUAUCACCACCAGGUUCCGAAGGGAAAGUAUCGGCUGAAACUUUCUUUGAAAGUUAUUUAGCUUUCCCAAUUUGGGUGUGUUCCUAUUUUGGAUACAUGGCAUACAAUAAAGACUAUACUCUUUUAAAUCCUUUAAAAGAAAUUGAUUUGGAUUCCUACAGAAGAGUCUAUGAUCCGGAAUUGUUAAAGAAGGAAGAUGAAACACAAAGACAACAAUUUAAAGAAGGUUCCUUCUGGUACAAGAUGAAAGCCAUCUGGUGUUAA
Messenger RNA from Maudiozyma saulgeensis, 1899 nucleotides. The record is from the annotation of a GenBank genome assembly. NCBI's taxonomy places the organism in Eukaryota, Fungi, Ascomycota, Saccharomycetes, Saccharomycetales, Saccharomycetaceae.